Molecule: messenger RNA, 945 nt
Organism: Bombina bombina (fire-bellied toad)
Lineage: Eukaryota; Metazoa; Chordata; Amphibia; Anura; Bombinatoridae
Product: olfactory receptor 2G3-like
Exons: 1
Coding region: 1-945 (314 amino acids)
Biological process (GO): G protein-coupled receptor signaling pathway
Cellular component (GO): membrane
Molecular function (GO): G protein-coupled receptor activity; olfactory receptor activity
Source: RefSeq, a predicted model, not a curated record
AUGAUUUGGAGAAACAUUACCUCGGUGAAUGAAUUUAUAUUUCUAGGACUGACCAGUAAUCCACAAAUAGAAGCUAUUAUUUUCCCUAUAAUCUUAGCAAUGUACAUUAUUACCUUAUUGGCAAACUUUUUCAUUUUUGUGGCAACAAUAACAGAAAGUAGUCUGCACACACCAAUGUAUUUUUUCAUAACCAAUCUGGCUUUUAUAGACAUUUGCUAUUCUACCACAAUUUCUCCUAGGAUGUUGAAGGAUUUAAUGUCACAAAACAAAACUAUUUCAUUUGGAGAAUGCUUAGGACAAAUGUUUAUUGGUCUUUCACUGGCAAAUGCUGAGUGCAUCUUACUUCCUGUAAUGGCGUAUGACCGCUAUAUGGCAAUAUGUUAUCCAUUACAUUAUACCUCAAUUUUAACCAGACAUGUCUGUAUAAGGUUAGUAUCUGGUGCCUGGAUAUGUGGGUGUGUUUUUGCCAUUUUUAUGGUUACCAUUAUUUUCAACUUACCCAUGUGUGGUAAUAAUAAAAUAAACCAUUUUAUAUGUGAACCUCCAGAAGUUUUAGCUUUGGUAUGUGUAGAUUUAGUCUUUUUACAAUAUGCCAUUUUUUUCCUUGGUUUGAUAUUGCUGAUUACACCAAUCACUUUUGUUCUUGCAUCAUAUAUAAAAAUCAUUCAAACGAUCCUAAAAAUAUCUUCCACUGCUGGACGCAAGAAAGCAUUCUCUACCUGCUCAUCUCAUAUGAUUGUUGUUACUUUGUUCUACGGUAUGAUCAUGGUUUCAUACUUAAAACCUAUUACAGUAUAUGCAAGAGAACAGGACAAAAUGAUUGCUUUUGUUUAUACAGUUAUAACGCCAAUGCUGAAUCCACUGAUCUAUACACUUAGGAAUAAAGAAUUUAAAGCUGCUUUGAAGAAUAUAUAUAAAAAGAAAAUGAAUUUGUUUUUCAGUUAA